UAUAUAUCAAUUACCAGACCUAUCAUCAUCAACAACUUAUUUUUUUUGUAAUAUCAGAAACCAUAGUAUGAUCCCAUUCACACCUAAAAUGAGAUCAUUAAAUUACAAUGUUCGUCUUCUAUAUAUAUCAAUUACCAGACCUAUCAUCAUCAACUUGUCCAGUACUAUACAAUGGAGACGAGGGAUUCAUCACUAGGGCAUGUUGGUGACUUGAGCUUAUUUCAUGAUCUCAUGGACGAGACAAAUUUCAAGCAGUUCGUUGAUUUCAUUAGAGGCGAAAGCGCGGAACCAAUUGUUAAGUUUUGCCCUAACUAUGAUUGUGCGCAUAUCAGUGGAUGUUUGGAAGAUGACCAAUUAUUUGGACCGACCCUGGGAGAUGUUUUUGAUUUCAGUCCUGCAGCAGCCAUGUCCAAUCCGAACUCAGUAAUGAAUUCGUUGGCAGGCGUUGAUGAGGAGAUGAAGGGCGCGGAGGAAGAGAAUGAUGAGGAGGAUUCAUCUGCAACCACGACGACUACUACUACACCAACAAAGAGGACAACAAAGGUUGAUAGGUCGAGAACUUUGAUCUCAGAGAGGCGGAGGAGAGGCCGUAUGAAGGAGAAGCUCUAUGCAUUGCGUGCCUUGGUUCCGAACAUAACAAAGAUGGACAAGGCCUCCAUAGUUGGAGAUGCUGUACUGUAUGUGCAAGAGCUGCAAGUGCAGGCUAAGAAGCUAAGAGCCGAGAUUGCAGGACUCGAGUCAUCCUUAGCACAAACAGAAGGAUAUCAAGGAGGAUUAUUUGAAAACCCAAAGAAGAACCAAGUUACUAACAUGAACAAUCAUCAUACUGUCAAGAACAUAAAGCAGAUGGACAUGUUUCAAGUUGAAGAAAGAGAAUUUUAUGUGAGAUUGGCGUGCAACAAAGGACAAGGGGUAGUAGUGUCACUCUACAGGACUCUGGAGUCACUCACAUGCUUCAAUGUUCAGAGCUCCAACUUGGCUACAAAUACUGAGAGUUUUGUAUUGACGUUUACUUUGAAUGUUAGAGAAUGUGAGAUGGUCAUCAACUUACCAAAUCUGAAGCUAUGGGUAACCGGAGCUCUAGUGAAGCAAGGAUUUAGAUUCGAAACACAAUCAUGUGCCUAAAACCUCUUCGAAAAUCUCUCUCUCUCUCUCUCCUUUUUGAUUCUCAACCUAAUAAACCAUGUAUGUUAUUCAAAUUAAUUAUGUUAAUUGCCACAAGUACUGUAUGUUGUUCAUACAUGGUGCUACUAAUUUACAACUUA
Messenger RNA from Cornus florida, 1265 nucleotides. RefSeq names its product transcription factor FER-LIKE IRON DEFICIENCY-INDUCED TRANSCRIPTION FACTOR. Bases 172 to 1125 code for a protein of 317 amino acids. The transcript is spliced from 4 exons. Gene Ontology annotation, biological process: regulation of DNA-templated transcription. Gene Ontology annotation, molecular function: sequence-specific DNA binding; protein dimerization activity; DNA-binding transcription factor activity. Gene Ontology annotation, cellular component: nucleus. The record is from RefSeq and is a predicted model, not a curated record. NCBI's taxonomy places the organism in Eukaryota, Viridiplantae, Streptophyta, Magnoliopsida, Cornales, Cornaceae.